Molecule: messenger RNA, 1022 nt
Organism: Penaeus vannamei (Pacific white shrimp)
Lineage: Eukaryota; Metazoa; Arthropoda; Malacostraca; Decapoda; Penaeidae
Gene: CSN8
Product: COP9 signalosome subunit 8
Biological process (GO): protein deneddylation; COP9 signalosome assembly
Cellular component (GO): COP9 signalosome
Source: RefSeq, a predicted model, not a curated record
AUAUAACUAUACCAAAAGUAUAAUAAUGCUUAGAGAAAAUUAAAAGCUGCAUUAAUUUUGUUUCCGUAUCCCUCUCACAAGUUGUAAACAAUGGCUGAUGUCGACUACUCCAAAAUUGGAGAAGACCUCGAAAAACAGGAGCUAGAUGCACCAAAUGGAGUACCACCAGCGCAUGUGUAUGAACAACUUCUUGCUAUUUACUUAUUACAAAAUGACCUAACUGGUGCAAAGUUCUUGUGGAAGCGAAUACCAGCAAGUACUAAAACAGCAACCCCUGAGUUGGGCCUUAUAUGGGCAGUUGGUCAGAAUCUAUGGCAGCGUGAUCUACCAGCAGUAUACACGGCCCUUAAGCAAGAAUGGUCUCCAACUGUCAAGGAUAUUAUGAAAGCUGUACACGAUCAUGUACGCCAAAGAGCACUGGAUUGCUCUUAUACCUCCAUUAGUGCAGAAGAUUUCUCUCAGUUAGUAGGCAUGACUGUAGAGGAAGCAAUAACAGCUGCCAAAGGUCAAGGCUGGGGAUACGAUGAACCCACGAGAAUGAUCCUUCCUGUCCCAAAAGCCCCCAAGCCUCACACACCCACACCUUCAGAAGAGCAGCUGCGCAGACUUGCUGAUUAUGUUUCAUUUUUGGAGAACUGAAUAUCUUAAUUAUAUUGCUUUAAGAGUUAUUGUAAUACCAGUUAUAUUUACUUAGAUUAUGUAUGUUAAAGAAUGUAAUGUACCACUGACUGGAAGCUCUGUAAAACAAGUAAUAUUAAGAUAAGGAAGUUUUAUCUAUUCAUUAUUAUUAUUUUUUUUGUUCAAAUCAAGACUUUCAUAUGCUACACACUUAUUUCUUAUUAUUAGAUACUAGAGGGUGGUACUCAGUGAAAGAACAUAUUUAUUUAUUUAUUUAUUUUUACUUUUGGCUGCAUUAUCUGCCUUCAUUUUUGACAUUAUUUCAUUUCAUUUAUUUCAAUUGUGUCAAUGGUUUCCUCUGAAAAAAGGUGAGAAAUUUUCAAAUAAAAUUAUACUUGAUUGUU